Etheostoma spectabile (orangethroat darter) is the source of this 1192-nucleotide messenger RNA. RefSeq names its product transmembrane protein 196 (gene tmem196). The transcript is spliced from 5 exons. Bases 460 to 1008 code for a protein of 182 amino acids. Lineage: Eukaryota; Metazoa; Chordata; Actinopteri; Perciformes; Percidae. The record is from RefSeq and is a predicted model, not a curated record.
AACUGUCAGCUUUAUUAGUGUUUGAAUGUUUCCACAUCUGGGGGGAGGCUGCGACUCUAGGACUCCUGGCAUCGGCUCUGGAUUGCGCACGUCUCUCUUUCUGUGUGUGUGUGUGUGUGUGUGUGUGUGUGUGUGUGUGUGUGUGUUCGCGCGCAGCGGUGCUUAAGUACCUUGGACAGCGCCAGGCACAAACGCACUUGUGCAUGCGUAGGUACUACACCGGAGCUCUCCCUCUUUUACAAACAAUAUCCACCCGCAGAGCCAGUUUCAUUCCUCCCGUUUUGUUUCCUUUAACCUUCCUACUCCUCUUGGACUUUCUAGUUCGGAUAAAUAACCUCUCUUUUCAGCCGGGUAUGAAGCAGUAGAGCCGCGCCGCGCUUGGAACACCGAGAAGCGUACUCCUCUCUCGCCCUCCCUGCCGCUUCCUCCUGCUGGAUCUGGAGAGAUGCCCGGGGCAGGAUGUGCUCCAGCCGCAAGAUCCUGUGGAGCCUGCUCCUGCUGUCCGUGGUGGAGGUGGGCCUGGGUGUGGCGAGCAUCGUCCUGGGAGCCGUGGGCAUUAGCUGGGUCCGGGGACAGCACAAGCCGCAGCAGGGCGACGCGUCCCCGGUGUGGAGCGGACUCUGUUUUCUGGUCUGUGGGAUGUGUGGAGUGCUGUGUGCUCGCAAGAGGACAGGUCUCAUUAUGAUCUUAUUUUCGGCAUGCUGUAUUUGUGGUCUGAUUGGUGGGAUCCUAAACUUCCAGUUUGUUCGGGCGCUGAACAAACGACCAGACUCCUUGCACUCAAUCCAUCUGGCUGCCAUGACUCUGGCCUGUCUGGGGAUCUCUUUCUGUACCUUAUCCACAUGGCUCACCUGUCGCCUGGCAAGCUCUGAGCAGCAGAGGAUGUUCCUGGAGAGGGAACACUCGCUGCAUCAUUCGCAUGAGAUGACCGAGAAGGAGAUCCUGGACAACUCCAGCAACGGUAUUCCUCAGAUAUCUUACAACGGACACACCACAGUAUCACCAUAACGUGUCACAACAGGUUACUUGCACACACUGAAACAGAGGCUGUUCAUAUGUAUCGCUUGCUGUCAGAAGACAAUUACAGCCUGUACUUCUUUUUACACAUCCUGUGGGAGAUGCAAUAACCAGAUCCUGACUGCAGGGAGUGGAUGGUCUCUCACCUGGGAAGCCAUUUUCUCUUCCGCUGGAG